AUGGCUCUGUCUACUGCUGCCGCUACCGCUCCAGCAUUAGACGCUGCACUACUCCACGAGAAACGGAGUUCGAUCGCGGACAAAGUGGCAUUGGGCUCGAGUACUAGUACUUCGAACAACGACGGAGUCAGAGUCCGCAUCGUGUCUCCGCACGAGUACAAGGAAGCCGCCGCCUGUCUCGCCGAAGCAUUUCGUCACGACGACGUGGUGCGAUAUGCGAUCGACACGCCCGAUCGAAUGCACCUUUCCGACGAGGAGCGGUUUAACUUGCACAAAGCGACAAUGGAGUAUGUCACCUACGCUCACUGUCUCAAUGGACUGGUCUUGGCCGUGGGUGAGAACAACAACUACGAUUGUGUUGCAUUGUGGUUACCGCCAGGCAAGAACAUUGACGAUUGGUUCACCAUCCUUCGAAGUGGGAUGUGGCGUCUCAAUUUCCAGUUGUCCAAGGAAGGGAAAGUUCGGUUCUUCGACGAGUUCUUGCCCCUGCUGCACCGGACCAAACAGGAAGUGCUGGGUGAUAGGGACCAUCGGUCCUGGUAUCUCAAUUAUAUCGGCACUAAACCUGAAGCAAGGGGAAAGGGAUAUGCUCGCAGGUUGAUCGACUAUGUUAUGAAGAUGGCCGAUGCUGAAGGAGUUCCAUGCUACCUCGAAAGCUCGCAUGAUGUCAACCUUAUCAUCUAUGGUAAGAUGGGCUUUGAGCUGAAGAAGCAGAUCUAUUUGAAGAGAGCGGAGGGGAAAGAGCUGCGGAUGGAUGUCAUGGUUAGGGAGCCGGUUGUGAGCAAUGGUGAGAAGAAUGGUAAUGCUUCUGUCAAGGCUGCUUGA
Exophiala dermatitidis NIH/UT8656 is the source of this 825-nucleotide messenger RNA. RefSeq lists its product as uncharacterized. Bases 1 to 825 code for a protein of 274 amino acids. The record is from RefSeq and is a predicted model, not a curated record. Lineage: Eukaryota; Fungi; Ascomycota; Eurotiomycetes; Chaetothyriales; Herpotrichiellaceae. Gene Ontology annotation, molecular function: acyltransferase activity, transferring groups other than amino-acyl groups. The transcript is spliced from 2 exons.